This is a messenger RNA of Rotaria sordida, 717 nucleotides long. The record is from the annotation of a GenBank genome assembly. NCBI's taxonomy places the organism in Eukaryota, Metazoa, Rotifera, Eurotatoria, Philodinida, Philodinidae.
AUGCCAUUAUAUAUGGAACGUCCAUUUUCUACGAAAAAUGAUCAAACAUAUUCAGCAACCGAAUAUCGUGAAAGUUUUAUGUCACCACGUCGAGAAGAUUAUAGUCCUCAUGUAACUUUACCAAAACUUGAUUCUAUACGAUCAUCAUUAACCUGUUCAUGUCUCUCUUUAAAUAUCGAUUCAAAUACACCGUCGACUUCAUCUGAAUAUCGUCUUUGCUUUGAAAAUCAUCAUCCGAAACGACCAUAUGUCUUUCAUGAACGACCAAGUCAUGUUUUUGAUUAUGUUCCAAUGCCAAUUAAUAAUAAAUCUUCAUCACGUUUAUCAGCAAAUCGAUCUGUUUUAAAUAAUACUGAAUAUCAAGAACGAUAUCGAAAUUAUCCUUCAUUUAUUCCAGUACACGCGCUUAUGCCACCACAUCUUCCCAGCAAACCUAAUGUACUAUCGGAUACACAACAAAAACGAGAACGUAUGGGACAUAGUCAAUAUUUCCAUCAACUUAUUUUAGAUAGUGAUAAAUUAAAUGGUGGAAAACGAUCAUCGGGUACGAGUGAACAACGUACUGCUUUUCAAUGGCCUCAUCGUUUGUCUCUAAAUCAACAACAUACAAAACAACAAGAAGCACCAACACCAGUCUAUUCACAAUAUUAUAUACCUAGAGAUAUUUAUGAACCUCUACCAACAAUACAACGAACAAUAAUUAAUGAUUUCAAUUAA